Messenger RNA from Tigriopus californicus, 2279 nucleotides. RefSeq names its product excitatory amino acid transporter 3-like. Bases 305 to 1783 code for a protein of 492 amino acids. Gene Ontology annotation, cellular component: plasma membrane. The record is from RefSeq and is a predicted model, not a curated record. Gene Ontology annotation, molecular function: neutral L-amino acid transmembrane transporter activity; glutamate:sodium symporter activity; L-glutamate transmembrane transporter activity. Gene Ontology annotation, biological process: L-glutamate transmembrane transport. The transcript has 5 exons. NCBI's taxonomy places the organism in Eukaryota, Metazoa, Arthropoda, Copepoda, Harpacticoida, Harpacticidae.
CUCAUUGCUAGAACCUGUGCAGUUGUCAAAGAGCUGCCUGCAACCAUUGGUGCUUAUCAACCUACGUAGGCUACUGUGUUGUUUUGAAAGCGUUUUACGGAUGCGUACUCAAUAUACAUGGUUUAUCCGGACCCCUGGAUGGUCUGACUUUGCUCAGUGCUAAAGAUAGGCUUGGACCCGACGGUGAACCCGGAGCGAUUACUGCCGAAUUAUAGACGGGCAACAAUCUUGGCAGGUGUCAAGGCAGUGUCUUCACUGAUAAGUUCUGAUUGUUUUUUGUGCUUGAGACACAACAGUGUUCAAAAUGAAGAAAUCUUAUGUGAAGGUUUUGCGUGAGAACUUUCUCACCCUGGCCACCAUGGGAGGUGUGAUCUUUGGUGUCAUCCUCGGGGUGUGUCUUAAGUUGCGAGAGGCACCAUGGAGCGAUCGAGAAAUCAUGUAUGUGUCUUUCAUUGGAGACUUAUUCCUCCAAAUGCUGAAAUGUGUCAUCAUCCCGUUAAUCAUCCCUUCACUGAUUGCCAGCGUUGGAUCCUUGGAUCUGAGCUUGAGUGCUAGGGUUGGGGGCGUGGCGGUGGCUUAUUAUUUACUGACAACAGUAUCUGCAGUCAUUCUGGGUAUUAUUCUCGUCACUUCCAUUCAACCCGGCAUUGGGGGCGAACCACGAGCAGAUCAAGAGGAAAGUGAGGCGUCCACAAGAAUUGCCCUGACUCCAGACACUUUGAUGGACCUGCUUCGGAAUUGUUUUCCGCCCAAUAUCAUACAAGCCACAAUCCAGCAAUAUCGCACUACUUUGAUCUUGGACUUUGAAGGUGAGCAGGUCACAGAAUCUGGAUUCAUUCGAAACGCCAGUGACCCUUAUUCAUGGACUGUGGCCGGAUCCUGGAGCAAUGGCACCAACAUCUUGGGCUUGGUUGUGUUUUCAAUCGUCACGGGAAUCGCCAUUGCCUUCUGCGGUGAGGACGGCAAGCCUUUACUUAAUUUCUUCGCCAGCGUUUCAAUUGUCAUGAUGAAGGUCACCACUUGGAUCAUCCAUUUGGCUCCCAUUGGAGUGUGCUUCCUUAUUACCGGACAACUAAUGGAGAUGAACAAUUUUGGCGACACCUUAGCCCGAUUUGGAUGGUACUUUGGAACGGUCUUGCUUGGCCUCCUCAUUCAUGGAGGCAUUGUCUUACCUACAAUCUAUACCGUGAUUACUCGGACCUUGCCUUUCCAAUUCAUAUUUAAUAUGGGCAAUGCCUUGAUUACCGCUUUUGGCACAGCUUCAUCUUCGGCGACGUUACCGGUAACGAUUGAAAGCUUAGAAGAGAAGAACGGGAUCGACCCAAGGGUGGCUAGAUUUGUUCUCCCAAUCGGAGCGACCAUCAACAUGGACGGCACAGCUCUCUAUGAAGCCAUUGCCGCCAUUUUCAUCGCUCAGUACCGAGGGGUUUCGCUAUCCAUUGGUAAUGUUAUAGCAAUCAGUAUAACUGCCACCGCUGCCAGUAUUGGUGCGGCUGGCAUCCCUCAAGCCGGCCUGGUCACCAUGGUGAUGGUCCUAGACACCGUGGGCUUGCCCGCAGAUGAUGUGGCACUAAUUGUGGCCGUCGAUUGGCUUUUGGACAGAUUCCGAACAACCAUUAAUGUCCUCGGCGAUGCUUUGGGAGCAGGCAUAGUUUACCAUUUGAGUAAAAAUGACCUCGAAGACCUCGAGGAAGUCGAGGAUGAAGAACUGACCUAUGGGAGCGGGGGAAUGACCUCAAUGAAUGGGAAAAGCAACAAAGCGUACGAAAAUACCUCCAUGUAAUAAGAGCACUUUUGAGGAAAAAGUCUUCACAAUUAUUAUUGGAUUCGUAGUUAGAUCAUACUGUCGUUUCAUAAAGACGAAACUGAGGCAAAUUGAUAUUCUUGGCAAAAGAUAAUAACCAGCAGAAAGCACCUGGUGCUGGAUAUUAGCAAUUUAUGCCUUUCCUUACUUUUUGCAAAUGAUACGACUUAAACUGUAAAGCAUUUCAUAUCCCUCGGCCCUUUACUUGGGGGAUUUUUUUUAUUUUGGCCGAUGACUGAUGUGAACAAUUUUCAGAGAAGAAGUAAAAAUAUAUUAUGUAUUGAAUUCUACACAACGCUACCCGAAAUUGGCCGUCCUUCAAAGAGAUUUUGGAGUAUUACAGAAGGUUAAUAGAUUCCUGAAAACAUGCAUGGUUAUUUGGAUGAUGUUUGGCUAUGGACCGAAAGCUCUCUUGGUCUCAGUUAUGCUAACCUAAACUGAAAGCAGAUAUACAAUAUAUGUACGUGAAAGAAGA